Pipistrellus kuhlii (Kuhl's pipistrelle) is the source of this 707-nucleotide messenger RNA. Its product is annotated as 40S ribosomal protein S3a-like. Gene Ontology annotation, biological process: translation. Bases 1 to 648 code for a protein of 215 amino acids. NCBI's taxonomy places the organism in Eukaryota, Metazoa, Chordata, Mammalia, Chiroptera, Vespertilionidae. Gene Ontology annotation, cellular component: cytosol; ribosome. The record is from RefSeq and is a predicted model, not a curated record. Gene Ontology annotation, molecular function: structural constituent of ribosome. The transcript has 2 exons.
AUGGAGAUCAGCCCUGCAACCCAGAGUGAUAAUGAGCAGAAGGGUCGUGUUUUUGAAGUGAGCCUGGCUGAUCUGCAGAAUGAUGAAGUUGCAUUUAGAAAAUUCAAGCUAAUCACUGAGGAUGUUCAGGGCAAAAACUGCCUGACUAAUUCCCAUGGCAUGGAUCUUACCCGGGACAAAAUGUGCUCCAUGGUCAAGAAGUGGCAGACCAUGAUUGAAGCUCAUAUCGAUGUCAAGACUAACGAUGGUUAUUUGCUUCGUCUCUUCUGUGUUGGUUUUACUAAAAAACGCAACAAUCAGAUUCGGAAGACUUCCUAUGCUCAGCAUCAGCAGGUUCGACAAAUCCGGAAGAAAAUGAUGGAAAUCAUGACCCGAGAGGUGCAGACAAAUUACUUGAAAGAAGUGGUCAAUAAAUUGAUUCCAGACAGCAUUGGAAAAGACAUAGAAAAGGCUUGCCAAUCUAUCUAUCCGCUCCAUGAUGUCUUUGUUAGAAAAGUCAAAAUGCUGAAGAAGCCCAAGUUUGAAUUGGGAAAACUCAUGGAGCUUCAUGGUGAAGGUAGCAGUUCUGGAAAAGCUACUGGGGAUGAGACGGGUGCUAAAGUUGAACGAGCUGAUGGCUAUGAGCCUCCAGUCCAAGAAUCUGUUUAAAAUUCAGACAUUUAAUGGUGACAAAUAAAAAAACCUAUUUGUGAUAAAAAAAAAAAAAA